Messenger RNA from Carlito syrichta (Philippine tarsier), 3130 nucleotides. RefSeq names its product protein-arginine deiminase type-2. The transcript has 19 exons. The record is from RefSeq and is a predicted model, not a curated record. Lineage: Eukaryota; Metazoa; Chordata; Mammalia; Primates; Tarsiidae. The coding region runs from base 1 to 2268 and encodes 755 amino acids. Gene Ontology annotation, molecular function: protein-arginine deiminase activity; calcium ion binding. Gene Ontology annotation, cellular component: cytoplasm.
AUGGCUCUUCCGGAUCCCAAGGGGGCGGUGGGAGCAGCCGUGAUGCUUGAGACCUCCGGCCCUGAAUCCACCAACAGCUGUGACCACUUCAGCUAUUUUAAACCCUUGAGCACCAGGAAACUCCUGUCCCAUCAACCAGGCACUGGGCCCAACAUCGUGGGCCCAAGCCAGGGCAGGAGCCCUGAGUAUCCCUGUGGCCCGGAGCAGCUGGGCUCUUCACCACCUCCUAAUUUGGGCGACCUGGGGAGGAGCCCGCACAUCCUGUCGGUCACCAGGCGCGAGCGGACCGUGCGGCUGCAGUACGGGAGCCGCGUGGAAGCGGUGUACGUGCUGGGCACCUACCUCUGGACCGAUGUCUACAGUGCGGCCCCAGCCGGAGCCCAGACCUUCAGCCUGAAGCACACAGAGCACGUGCGGGUGGAGUUGGUACGAGAUGGGCAGGCCGAGGAGGUGGCCACCAACGGCAAGCAGCGCUGGCCCCUCUCGCCCAGCACCACGCUGCGGCUCACCAUGAGCCAGGCCAGCACCGAGGCCAGCGGUGACAAGGUCACCGUCAACUACUAUGAGGGGGAAGGAAAAAUUCCCAUCGACCAGGCGGGGCUCUUCCUCACGGCCAUCGAGAUCUCCCUGGAUGUGGACGCAGACCGGGAUGGUGUGGUGGAGAAGAACAACCCAAGGAAGGCGACCUGGAGCUGGGGUCCUGAGGGCCAGGGGGCCAUCCUGCUGGUGAACUGUGACCGAGACACGCCCUGGCUGCCCAAGGAAGACUGCAGUGAUGAGAAGGUCUACAGCAAGGAAGAUCUCAAGGACAUGUCCCAGAUGAUCCUAAGGACCAAAGGCCCUGACCGCCUCCCUGCUGGGUACGAGAUGGUUCUCUACAUCUCCAUGUCGGACUCGGACAAAGUGGGCGUGUUCUACGUGGAGAACCCCUUCUUUGGCCAGCGCUACAUUCACAUCCUGGGCCGGAGGAAGCUCUACCACGUGGUCAAGUACACAGGCGGCUCCGCGGAACUGCUGUUCUUUGUGGAAGGCCUCCGAUUCCCCGACGAGGGCUUCUCGGGCCUGGUCUCCAUCCACGUCAGCCUGCUGGAGUACCUGACGGAGGCGAUUCCCCUGACACCCAUCUUCACGGACACCGUGACAUUCCGGAUUGCUCCGUGGAUCAUGACACCCAACAUCCUGCCUCCAGUGUCGGUAUUUGUGUGCUGCAUGAAAGACAAUUACCUGUUCCUGAAAGAGGUGAAGAAUCUGGUGGAAAAGACCAACUGUGAGCUGAAGGUGUGCUUCCAGUACAUUAACCGCGGUGACCGCUGGAUCCAGGAUGAAAUCGAGUUUGGCUACAUUGAGGCCCCCCACAAAGGCUUCCCGGUAGUGCUGGACUCCCCCCGGGAUGGGAACCUGAAGGACUUCCCCGUGAAGCAGCUCCUGGGCCCAGAUUUCGGCUACGUGACCCGGGAGCCCCUCUUUGAGCCCGUCACCAGCCUCGACUCCUUUGGAAACCUGGAGGUCAGUCCCCCAGUGACCGUGAACGGCAAGGCCUACCCUCUCGGCCGGAUUCUCAUCGGAAGCAGCUUUCCUCUGUCCGGCGGGCGGCGAAUGACCAAGGUGGUGCGCGACUUCCUGCAGGCCCAGCAGGUCCAGGCGCCCGUGGAACUCUACUCGGACUGGCUGACCGUGGGCCACGUGGAUGAGUUCAUGACCUUCGUCCCGGUCCCAGGCACAAAGCAAUUCCGGCUGCUCAUGGCCAGCACCUCGGCCUGCUACAAGCUCUUCCGAGAGAAGCAGAAGGAGGGCCAUGGAGAGGCCAUCAUGUUCAAAGGCUUAGGCGGGAUGAGCAGCAAGCGAAUCAGCAUUAACAAGAUUCUGUCCAACGAAAGCCUCGUGCAGGAGAACCUGUACUUCCAGCGCUGCCUGGACUGGAACCGUGACAUCCUCAAGAGGGAGCUAGGGCUGGCAGAGCCGGACAUCAUCGACCUGCCUGCUCUGUUCAAGAUGGAUGAGGACCGCCAGGCCAGAGCCUUCUUCCCAAACAUGGUGAACAUGAUCGUGCUGGACAAGGACCUGGGCAUCCCCAAGCCGUUCGGGCCCCAGGUGGGGGAGGAGUGCUGUCUGGAGCUGCACGUGCGUGGCCUGCUGGAGCCCCUGGGCCUCCAGUGCACCUUCAUCGACGACAUCUCCGCCUACCACAAGUUCCUGGGGGAGGUGCACUGCGGCACCAACGUGCGCCGGAAGCCCUUCGCCUUCAAGUGGUGGCACAUGGUGCCCUGACCACUCCUUCCCCGAGUUCUCCAGACCCCUCGUGCACCCAGACUCCUGCCUCACACGGACUGGACGGCCCCGCUGGGAGACCUUCGGGAAGCGCCUUGCCCCUCCCUGGGAAGGGCCUCAGGUCCACUGAAGCCGCCCCCCAGUGACCUUGUUCUUCCUGAAAACAGCCGGGCCAGUGUCUCUAUAGCCUUGGCACGAGAAACAAAACAAAGCACAACAAGCCACGUCCCCAAGCCCUUCCCCAAAGAAUCCUUCGGUCUCGAGCCCAACACUGAAUGAGGGGAGGAGGGAAGGGGGUUCUGGGAUCGCUGGCUCUUCCAGCCGCCGUGCCCUGAAGUUCAAGGUAGAACGUGUGGAAAGGGACCCCAGGCGCCCAGACAUAACUUGAACUGCCAGCAUCAUUUCAAAUCCUCCUCCCUCGGGGUUUCCGAUGGCCACUCCCAAGAAGUCAUUCCUCACCCGCCUCUCUCACACCCUCCCGGCUCCCUCUCUGCAGUGUGGACACCAUCACUAGCCCUCCUCCCCACUCCUGAGGGUCCAACGACACGGCUUCGAGCCUUCCCUGGAAACAGCUCAUCAGAGCAGUCUCUCCAUCUGCCAGCUGCUCCUCUUACCCAUCUGUCCCGUGGGCACAGGCUCCCCCAGAUGCAUGGGGGCUUCACCCCAGACCAGCCUCCUGGGGCCUGAGAGUUCCGUGUGUAAAGACACCAGGUCAGCCAUGUUGAUCAUCUCUUGCCUGGCCUCGAUGCUCUGGCCAGUCCCUGCCCUCCCUCUCCCCCCAGCCUCAACAGCCUACUCCUGAUGCCAUCUCUCCAGGCAGCUAGACAAGAACUUCUUCACCACCAGCCAGACUCAGACCUUC